This is a messenger RNA of Danaus chrysippus (African queen), 264 nucleotides long. NCBI's taxonomy places the organism in Eukaryota, Metazoa, Arthropoda, Insecta, Lepidoptera, Nymphalidae. The record is from the annotation of a GenBank genome assembly.
CUGGAUAAUGAUUUGAAAUUUGAAAUAGAAACUCAUUUACAAGCAUUGGAAAACGAAUUUCACCGGUACUAUCGAGAUGUUAAUUCCGAGUCACCAAUAUGGCGCAUGACCAGAAACCCAUUUGUUGUCGAGGUCUCAGAUUUGCCUGAAGAUGUUCAGGAAGAAUUUCUAGAAAUGAAGGCUGACUCGACCAUGAUGGAUGACUUCCAUCUCUUAACAUUAGAGAAAUUUUGGGUCAUACGAUUUCUUGUUAAUCCCAAUUAA